UCAGAGAGGCAGGAGACCCGCCCAGGCAGCAGCAGUAGCAGCGGCAGGUCUCGGUUGGAGUGUGGGCGGCAGCGGAGCCCGGGGGUUGCGGCGAGAAUAGAGCGGACUUAUGUGACGUCAGGCGGUCAUUCCGGAAUCAGCCCCUCCCCGCCCGACCGUGUGAGGAGAGCUCUUCUUCCGCCUUCUCUGGAACCAGCGGCGGUCGCUCGCUGCUCACCGCGGCCCCUGCUGCGAAGGCUGCCAUGGACGAGCAGGCGGGGCCCGGCGUCUUCUUCAACAACAAUAACAAUUCGCUGCUGUCCGCCGCUGCCGGAGGUCCUGGGGGAGCCGGGAAGGGAUUCGAAGCCGGGGCUUCUGAUGCGGCUUCGACGGCCGGAGGAGCUGCAGGAGGCGGAGGAGGGACGGCCGGCAGGGCCCAGUACAGCAUCCCGGGGAUCCUGCACUUCCUGCAGCAUGAGUGGGCCCGCUUCGAGGUGGAGAGAGCGCAAUGGGAGGUGGAGCGAGCCGAGCUGCAGGCACAGAUAGCCUUUCUGCAAGGUGAAAGGAAAGGGCAAGAGAACCUAAAGAAAGACCUAGUUAGAAGAAUAAAAAUGUUGGAAUAUGCUUUAAAGCAGGAAAGGGCAAAAUAUCACAAGCUGAAGUAUGGAACAGAAUUAAAUCAGGGAGAUAUGAAGCCUCCAAAUUAUGAUUCCGAUGAAACAAAUGAGGCGGAUGUCCAACCACCACAACAGAACAGCCAGUUUAUAUGGAAACAGAGUCGACAGUUACUAAGGCAGUAUUUGCAAGAGGUCGGCUACACAGACACCAUAUUGGAAGUGAAGUCAAAGCGGGUUCGUGCUUUGUUAGGCCUUUCUGCUGAUUCUUCAGACAGACUUACAGAUACAAAUCAAGACUCAAUGGUCAAUGGCACAGAGACCGAGCUUCCCAAUCCUCUCAUCAUAGGGAAACCAGAUAUGACAGACUCUGCUUCUGUUCUCGAGACCUUUAAAUUUCUGGAAAAUGCUGCAGCUGAGUUUAGCGAUGAAGAGGAUGAUGAAGAAAAUGACGGCAGAGACAAGACUGUGAUUGAUGCUGCAACGAUUGUAAGGAGAAGAGUUAUACCUGAUCCCAAUGAAGACCGGGACACAGAAGAGGCUUUGAAGGAGUUUGACUUUUUGGUAUCUGACGAUACUGAUGGAGGAGAAUCAAGAAGUGCGGGUGAUGGCACUGAGUGGGAAAAGGAAGACCAGUGUCCCAUACCGGAAUCCUGGAAUGUCGAUCAGGGAGUAAUAACCAAGCUCAAGGAACAGUACAAAAAGGAGCGCAAGGGGAAAAAAGGGGUGAAGAGAAAAACCUCAGAAGAAAUGUCUCAGCCUGUGUCCCACAUAAAACAAUCAAAACAGGCAUGUGGGAGCAUGUUGGAGAAAAGCUCAGGGCCAAACCGAUCAAAACUCCAAGAUAUGCUGGCAAACCUUCGAGAUGUGGAUGAAUUGCCAUCAUUACAGCCAUCCGUGGUCUCCUCUUCACGGCCAGCAAGCUCACGGCUCAGUGAACAGGAAAUAAACAGAACAGAUGAAGUUGAAGCAUUAACAUUUCCACCAUCGUCUGGAAAAUCUUUUAUUAUGGGACCUGAUGAAGCAUUAGAAAAUGAACUGGGUUUGGGAGAAUUGGCAGGACUUACAGUAGCCAAUGAGGCAGACUCCAUGACAUAUGACGUUGCAAACAGUAAAGAUGCCCUUAGGAAAACAUGGAAUCCCAAAUUCACUCUUCGAAGUCAUUUUGAUGGAAUUCGUGGCCUUGCAUUCCACCCAAUAGAGCCUGUUCUGAUAACGGCAUCAGAAGAUCAUACGUUAAAAAUGUGGAAUCUACAAAAGACUGCCCCAGCAAAAAAGAGUACAUCUCUUGACGUAGAACCAAUUUACACAUUCAGAGCACAUAGGGGCCCUGUUCUAUGUGUGGUAAUGAGCAAUAACGGGGAGCAGUGUUACAGUGGAGGAACAGAUGGCAUUAUCCAGAGCUGGAAUACACCGAACCCAAAUGUGGAUCCAUACGAUUCUUAUGAUCCUUCUGUACUACGAGGGGCAUUUGAAGGCCACACCGAUGCUGUGUGGGGCUUGGUGUACAGUGCGAGCCACCAGCGCUUAAUGUCUGCCUCGGCAGAUGGUACAAUAAGAGUAUGGAAUGCCCUGGAAGCCUCUCCUGCAUUAACAAUAUUUAACGAUAACCAAGAAUUAGGAAUUCCUUCGUCUUUGGACCUAGUAAGUAGUGACCCAGCCCAUAUGGUCGCAUCAUUUAGCAGCGGUCACACAAGCAUCUUUAACAUGGAAACACAUCAGAAAGUCCUAACGUUAGAGUCUUGCAUAGAUACAGGUAUUAAUGCUAGCUGCCAGAUAAAUAGAGUAAUCAGCCAUCCGACUCUUCCAAUCAGCAUCACUGCUCAUGAAGAUCGUCAAAUCAAAUUUUAUGAUAACAAUACAGGAAAACUGAUUCAUUCAAUGGUUGCUCAUUUAGAUGCUGUAACAAGUUUAGCUGUUGAUCCUAAUGGAUUGUACCUGAUGUCUGGAAGCCAUGACUGUUCUAUACGUUUAUGGAACUUGGAAAGCAAGACGUGCAUACAGGAAUUUACAGCUCAUCGAAAGAAAUCUGAUGAAUCAAUCUACGACGUAGCAUUCCACCCAUCAAAAUGCUACAUAGCAAGUGCGGGCGCUGAUGCCCUUGCCAAAGUUUUUGUAUGACAUCAAUAUUACUAGUAGCUUUUAAUUUACCCAAGCAGCCACGUGAAACCAGAGACAUUCAACUAAUGCCAGAAGAUUUGAUUUAGCCAGACUUUCUUCUCUUGUGUUCAGCGAUCAGGAUAAGAUACAAAAGUAAUGUUUUGGGUUUAGUUUUGUUGGGUGCUGUUUUCUAAUCGAAUGGUUUGUUCAGGGUGCUGUGAACUCAUAUGGUGCUUGGCGCCAAUAUUCUGUCUUGCAAAUGAUCUUACAGUAGCAGAGUUUUAUUUUUAAGAGUGCACAUUUGACCAGGCAGGCCUGGAUCAAAUUGGCUCCCAUCUACCAGUAUGUAUGGUGGCUGUGGCAACUGGAUCAGAUUAUGGGAAAGCUGACCAUUGGAAUGGCAAGUAACUACGUGAAGGGAAACAUGCCAUGAGAGUUCUUCUUACCAUUUAUUUUCUUCACCAACCGCUCUACUCUAGCAAGUUUUUUUUUUUUUUUUAAACCUGGACCUGCCCAAAUCUAUUUGUGCAUCUUUCUGUUAAACAACUGUUUGAAAAUGAAAGUUACUAUCUCUUGGUCAGAUAAUGACACCUCAGAUCAGUGUAUAAAAGUACAAUAGGACAUAUAUUUGAAGUGUUUUUUUUUUUUUUUUUUUUUUUUUACUACCGAGGUUUGUACCCUUCGAAUGUACUUCUAGAAAACAUAUUAGGUUUCUGAGAGGGUGAAAUGCUUUUAAUAUAUUACCCAUGACCUGCACCAUCACAGAAAUAGUAAUCUCUUCUUCUUUAGUACCGGCUUAUAAAUGUACAACUUUAUAUUUUUUCUUAAGUGAUUUUGCUGCUGGUUUUCAGUGUAGCUUUGGUACCCUAAAAAGGUUGUGUUUUUUUAGGAUUGCUUUCAGUCCAUGAAUCUACUCUUGACCUGUAGAGAGAAAAAACUAUUAAAGCUGGAAAGUAAGAUAUUACAUGAGUAUCUUUUUGGUAGGUUUUCCUCCCAAAUAAUACUGCUUGUAUGACCGCAUCUGAGGGUAUGUCAUUGACUUUUACACAGAGAAAAGGCAGAGAAUAGAGACUCGAUAAAUACUUUUCACAAGGUCAUCAGUUGAAAGGAAAAGUGCUUGUGUGACAUAAGGUUCAAAGAGUCAAAUCUCAUGCUGGCCAUGCAAGGUUUCAUAAAUAUAGUGUAGGGUUGUUGUGUUAGGUCAUGGUACCACAUCAAUUAAUGUACCAUUACAAGUAAGGAAUCGGACUUUGAGGUACCAGAGUACAACCAAAUCUAUAAAAAGAAAUGUUGUUAGGAUUUUGUGCCAAAAAACUGUUUUGCAAAGCUUGGUAAAUUAGUUUAUACUUAAACCUCUAUAUACAUCUUGCCAUAUAGCACUGACCAGUGGUGUAUAUAGAGAGCUGAAACUAUCGCACAUACAUUGUAUAGGCGCAUAUUCCUUGUCUUAAGAUGCUAAAUGUACAAUGGGAGCAGCUCAACAGGUUUCUCAGAUAAAACAGCAUCUGCCUCAUCAGGAGAGUAUUGGAGGUGUAUGUGAUGUAAGUAAUUGUCAACCAAUUGUACCACAGUUGAAACUGUGAAAACCUCCCCCAGGCAAAUGCAAGGGACAAUAUAGGAAAUGAUGGACCACCAGAGCUCCUAUACCAUGUUUAACAGAUGUAUGUAUGGACAUUUUAGAAGCAAUGUUCUUGUGCAACGCAGUAUAAGAUCUUUCAUGGAAAUUACCAAGACCAGGUUCUCCAAUGCUUAAAUGUAGAGCACAUGGAGGGGCGUUAAAAGGACAAUUUGCUCCUCAGGUCAUAACAAAAGUCAAUUAUGGUCCAGAUUCUCAGCGGGGGAACACCAAUAUUCUUAUACGUAACUAGUCUUGAUGUAUACAAAGGUUUAAGUAUAAUACAAUUUAGUAAGCUUUGAAAAAACAUUUGAUAGCACAUGGUCUUAUGUGACUUUUUAAAGUGUUAACAGAGGCUUACUGUUCUUAAAAAAAAAAAAAAGUCUCCUCCCCCUUUCUCCUAUCUAUUCUGCAUACACUGUAUGAAAAAAAGAGAAUCUUUGUAUUUACCUCUAUUUGCUCCGGUCACAUGAUUCAGUAGUUCUGGCCCCUUUGUGUUAGGGAGCGCCUAACAAUAGCUUUGAAUUUCCAGAGCCGUCAAGCCACACAUAGGCUCCCGUUGUCCAUUUGCGGUUGGCUCUCCCCUGCAGCAGCUGCUCCCUGAUACAAGUGAGCUGGAACUGCUGGAUUAUGUGAUGGGACAGGAUUUAAAAUGGGGUAUGUACACAUCUUUUUUUCAUACAGAGCGUUAAAACAUUAACAUUGUUCGCUAAACCGGCUGUAAUAUAUUAAUUCAGUAUGUUUUUAAAAUAAGUGCAGAUUGCCAACAGUCCUAACGUUUUAGAGCUCAUUGCAAAGGUCCCUAACCUUUGUAUUCCACACUGAGAUGUAACAAGCCAAGGUUUAUUAACCAGUUAAGUUCCAGAGCCAUUCCCACAUUUCAGCUAAUAAACCCAAUAUAUUGACAAUAACUUUAUUAUUUAUGAUACGGAAGAGAAGCAAUUUUUUUUUGGGGGGGGGGGUUUAGGGAGGUGUCAAGGCUUUAUUUUGGUUGUUUUGUAUUGUGGUGGGGGUUUUUUUGUUUGUUUUAUAGCUUUCUAAGUAUUUUAAAGGCAGCGUGAAAAAAUGUUUUGUUUCUUUUUUGAUCAGCUUUCAUUUUAAAAAAUGGUGUUACAGCUGAAGUUCGGGCACAAAAACUUGAAUGUAAAUAUGUUCCUCAGUCAACAAAAAAGGAUAUAAAUACACUUUGUAUGCACCAAAUGCCAUUCCAAACCUCAAUAUUACCUUGUAAAAAUAGUGGGGGACAUCAUCACUAUGUUGCAUAUAAGCCUAUACAGAGAGUAGAGCUUUGGGAAGGAUCCAACAUGGUUCACCUACUACAGGCUUUUUACUACAGCUGUGUGUGUACAAGACCACUCACCUUGCUUAGGAACACCGAGCAGCAGUGACUGGUCUUAAUACAGGAAACUCCUUCAGAGGCGACGUUGCACACAGCUGAAAGAGAACACAAAACACAUGCAAGAUUUACGCAAGAAUACACAGGACUGUAGUGUUUGUUAAUGCCGGAGUUCAGCUUUAAUUUUAGUCUGUAAAAUGCCAUUUUUCUAAAGACACCAUUUGGCAUAUGUUUCUUUAACUUUUACGCUAAAAAGAGACUUUUUUUUAUUUUUGUUUUUUAUUGUUUGUAUCAGAAACUCGUAUGCAAAAUAAGAAUUAAUAUAUUGCAAUUGGCUGAUGUGAGACCCCACGAUAGCUACAGUGGUAGCAGUGUUUGCUUACAUUUUUACCGUGCACAAAGCAGGAGCACCUGGGUGGUUAAAAAGCAGUUCUGUUUUACAGGUCUGGACUUUGGUGAGUCCUGACAGCUACAUGAGGGUAUGGACUCAUCAGGGAACAACUCUGUGACAUACAAGCAACAGCCUGUGUCUUUAAACUGGAUCUAUACUUGCGUUUGGCUGACUAUCAGGAAUUAUUUAGCAUGAUAUAAAAUGGUAGAACACUUAUUUAAAAAAAAAAAAAAUUUGCGCAUACCAUUCCUGAUUAGAAGCAGCACAGCACUUUCAGACGUGACCGUGCCUAGUCACUCACCUUUCACUGGAUUACAGUUAUGGUGCCAUUAAACAGCCAGAUCUAGGAACAGAAAGAGCUGCCUAUUGAUAAUGUGUGGCCCCAAUAACAUUCUGGCUGCCUUGGGCCUAGACAAAUUAGUAGAAGAAUGCCUACUGUAAGUGCUGUAUCAAUUACAACUGACUUGCCUUGCAGUGUUUGAAGGAUAAGGCUGCCUAUGUUUAUCCAGUCUUUACUGUUUAAAUAGACUAGACUCGCACAGGUGUUAGGCUGGCAGCUCUCCAGCUGUUGCGAAACUACAGGUCCUAUGAGGCAUUGCAAGGCUCAGUUACAAGCAUGACUCCCACAGGCAAUGGCAUGAUGGGAUUUGUAGUUCUGCAACAGCUGGAGGGCCACCAGUUAUAGACCCCUGGGCUAGAGCGCAAGUAAGCCUUUACGUCCAAUCGGAAUUAUGCUUUCUUGGAAUUAGCUGCAGUUACUAAAUGUUGUUACCAGGGUUUACUUUCAUCAUUGCCUUUUGCACAGUCUUCAUUGAAUAAGCCUACUUGUAUAAAAAAAAAAAAACAGCACUCCAAAACUUUGUGUAGUAUACCAAUUAUGUUAAGAUUAGAGAUUUUCUGCUGGUUCUUAAACUUAUAGGAAGUGGUAUUUCAGCCAAUGUUCAGGCAGACAAAUACUUGGGACGUGCUGAGACUGCCUAGAAGUACAUAGAAAGGGACUGAAUCAAUGGUUGGGGAUCAUUGCUUUAGUAAUAGAAAUAACAAAUUUAGUUAUCGUUUCCAUUUUUUUUUCCACAAACCAUUUUAUUUCUCCAGAAUGAUUUAUCUCACUUAAAUUGCUUUGUAAAGAUUCAAACUGUUAAUAUAAGGUGAACUUAAGGGAUAUCCUAAAACAUGGCAGCAUUUAACUUUAUAAAGAAAUAUUGCAGCAUUUUGUAAUUAUGCAUGGUUGUGCUCAUGCUUACCAAAGUUCUGCUUUCAAAUCCAGAAAUAGAAUUUAUUCCCUUUUUGAAAAUAUAUUUCAGACAUUGUAAAUGUUUUGCCGACUGAUAAAUUAUACUUAUUGUCAGUUUUUCCAUGUAUCCAAUUUUGCUGGACUGAUAUGAAGUGCUGGAACACCAAUCCCAUUCCAGCUGGCUGCAUCAUUUUAUUAAAUCACAUGAAUCCUUUUAUACUAUAGAAAUGGACUAUAAAUCAAACACACUGAUCUUUGGCUGUUGCCACGAGAUGCUCAGAACAGUUGGGGUAAUUGAGAGCCUCUGUAACGUCAUAUUUAUGUUGAAAUAAAUUGAUAAACAUCUAUGAGUAUAUUAACAAAUUGUACUGAAAUACCACUAAAUUAACCUAUUUUUUUUUAUUGUUUCCGGUUUGUUAAAAGGAAAGUACAGUAUGUGGCUUUUUACUUAGAUGUUGAACUUGUGGAUUAUUUGUGUAUUUGACUUUGGGUUUUUUUUUUUUUUCUUCUUUCUUUUUUAGAUAAAGUAAUUGCAAAGAUUUAUUUGAAAAUUCUAAAAAGCUAUGUAUAUUAUAUAUAAAUAUAUAUAUAUUGUAAACAUAUAUUAAAUGUGUCUAGUAUGGGAUGACUCUAAGGGGUUCAUUUUAAUCUUUUUGUAUUGAGUUCUCAUGUGUACACAAAAGAUGAUGGUAUGGGUAUGAGUAUUUUGCUGUUACAUACUAUAUACAACUACAGCUGUUUCAAUUUGAUGUACAUACAUCUUAAGUUGGCAUGCUUGUUUUACUGACUGUAACAUUUAGUUGAUUAGAAUUUGAAUGUAAGUAAAAACUGGCUAUGUAAACUCAAACCACAAAACCACCUGUUGCUAUAUUGUAGUUUAAUUAGAAGCGCGAUUGAAGGGAAUGGAAGGUGCCUUUUUAUUAGAAAACGCCUUAUGUUUAAGGUAAACUGCUGAUAAGUUUGUAACCAUCUUCCAUUAGGAUUCAGAAUCUGUGAUGUACACAUACCAGAAAUAAACACAGGGGGGGGGGAAGGAAAAACCUUCUCUAAAGACUUUGAAACUUGGACAGAUAAAUGUACACCUGCCCCGGCCACCCUAUUUUUAAUAUUGACUAAUUGAAAAUAAAACUUUUUUUUUUUUUUUUUCCAAGUGUGAUGUAUUGCCAUAUAUUUUGGUUGAAUCAUGAAUUGCACAUUUCUACAUCUUUUUGAGAUUUGAAACAUGCAGCAAAUGCUGCAUUUUUCUUAGCACCGUUAUUUUGUGAAUCUGUACAUAGCUAACAAUACAUUUGAACUGUAGAAAUUUAAAAGCACUGAAAUUUUAGUUUUACGAUCUAUGAUGUUAAAUCAAACAGCUCACAGUUUUGUUUAAAUAUCCUUUUGAAUUUCUGAGUAUUGGUGAUGUGAACUGAAAUAUAGACAAGCGCUGGGUUAACUGGCAGUGGUUUAUUUUUAAUUUGCAAAUCAAUAAAGGGAAAACACAUUCAAAAUAUGUAUUCUAAUCAAUACACUUUUUAUAGCAUUUGUUUUGAAAUGAAUAUAUGUUGAUAAAAUGACAAGUAAUGUUA
Rana temporaria (common frog) is the source of this 8837-nucleotide messenger RNA. RefSeq names its product striatin (gene STRN). The coding region runs from base 243 to 2714 and encodes 823 amino acids. Lineage: Eukaryota; Metazoa; Chordata; Amphibia; Anura; Ranidae. The transcript is spliced from 19 exons. Gene Ontology annotation, molecular function: protein phosphatase 2A binding; calmodulin binding; protein-containing complex binding. The record is from RefSeq and is a predicted model, not a curated record. Gene Ontology annotation, cellular component: dendrite.